CGAGGACCGAAUGGAUAAGAGAAAGUCUCUUCUGCUAGUGCUAAAGCAGAAGCUCCUCUUUAGACAUAUUUUCCGGACAGACAACAUUACACUACGGAUCCAACUACCUCAGACAAAUUCACUUCUUCACUCGAAAGAUUGAUGAUGAUGAUAAGAUUGACAUCACCAACUUUCGUCCCGUCUGCAGCUUGCCAGACCCAACAACAACGCUUGCGUCACAACAGCAGCAGCAGCAGAAUAAAGCCUGCGAACCAGCAGCAGCAGCUCAAGGAUGGUAAGAGGAAGGUCGGGAGAAGAACAGCAGUACUAUUACUGUGUGCAACAGUGACGUCUUUGGUAACGCAGAAGAAGCAAGAAGCAAGUGGGUCGGGCAUGGACUGGGAGCAGAUGUUGAAGUCUUCGGGCCCUUCGGCGCCAACGCUGGAAGAGGCCGUCACUGGGAUCAGAGGCCACGCCCGGUCGCUGCUGGAAGUGAAAGGGUUGCUGUUGGAACAGGACUCGUGGAGUGAAGCUCAGAGGCUGCUCAGAAAGAGCUCCUCAAACCUCAAGAUCGACCUGUCCUCCAUCAUCCAGAGCAAGCCUCCUGCUCUCCGCCCGCGCCUCAGGGCACUCUACUCGGCACUCUUCACCACCGUCAGCAGACUAGACUACGCAGCCAGGGAGAGAGAUGUCGCCUUGGUUUGGCAGUUGUAUGAGAGGAUGGCUGUGGCCCUUGAGGAGGUUUUGUCCGCAAUCUGAUGAGCGAGGUCGAGGUUUACCAACAACAACGUCGUCGCUACCACUGUAUAUGCAAAGUUAUCAAACGCAUUAUUUAUUCCUACCCUUUUAUUAAGAAAAGUUACCCAAUGCGGAUUUCAAAAGAUAUAGCCUGUCUAUCCAGAACAACACAACUUUCCUUUGCUUGGAUGCCAAGAAAGGAAAGAUCACGUGCCCAGAGAACAAACAAU
Molecule: messenger RNA, 947 nt
Organism: Linum tenue
Lineage: Eukaryota; Viridiplantae; Streptophyta; Magnoliopsida; Malpighiales; Linaceae
Source: the annotation of a GenBank genome assembly